Molecule: messenger RNA, 1695 nt
Organism: Pantherophis guttatus
Lineage: Eukaryota; Metazoa; Chordata; Lepidosauria; Squamata; Colubridae
Source: RefSeq, a predicted model, not a curated record
AUGGUGAUUUGCAACCAGGAAAUUCAACCCGGCAGGCGAGCCGAAACAUGCCGGCUGGAGAAGUAUAAAGCCCGGGGCGGGCGGGGAAGAAAGAGAAGCGCCAAGAGCACCGAAUGGCGCCUCAGCCUUCCUCGGGGAGCCCGGCCAGCGCCGAGGGCCUUGCGGAGCCUCUCGCCCAGCCGGCAAAAGCAGACUCUCGACCACCCGCCAAAGCCCCCAUCUCUUGCCCGCAGCUCCUUCGCUCACCUGCCGGGAAGGGAAGGGCGAGCGGGCGCCGGAGAAGAGGCAGUAGAAGGCAGCAACGGCUGGCCCAAUCGCCGCCCAGCUCCCGACUUUCCUCCGCCGCUUCGGCUGCUCUCAUUCAGUACCGGGAGCCGCUUAGCGGAGGUAGGGGAGGAAUCUCUCCCUCCACACACGCGCGCCGCUCAGGACGGCAGGGGAGGGAAGGCAAGAAGGGCGCAUGCGCCCACCAUUCUCCUCUCCUGGAAUUCGGCUUGCUGGAAAAAAAAAAAAAAGCGCGCAGGCGCCGACCGCUCGAUCUCCAAUGCGAGUGUAGAGAGGCCUAAAAUCGAAGGCGAGAACAAUACCAUUUUGUCUGUCUUCGAGGAAUUCCGUUGGAAUCGGCUCCCCUCGCUUCUUGCCAUUUGGUCUCCUUGGGUAGCGCCGGGGGCGAGAAGGUGGCAAACCGACGCCACGUGCUGUGUGAAAGCCUCCAAAGGCGCUGCGGCCAAUGUAAAGCCUGUCAGCCAGCUCCCUUUCACAGCAGGGGCAUUUCCCAGAUAAUGUGCUGCGGGAAGGCACACCUUUAUGCUAAAAAGCGGUCGCUUCGCGGAACUUCGCCGUAGGUAAAACGCACUUUAAACCGAGAAGAAGGUUAAAAAUACGCCCCACUGCAUCGAGUGUCGGUGUAUUUAGCGCUGUAUUUUAUUCAAGUACACGGACUUUCUGAGCGCUCAAAGCCAGGGGCUGAAGUGCGUGACCUGUUUAUCCAGUCCCGCGUUGGGUGGCCUUCCUUCGCCUGGUCCUGGAGAACCUGGGACCCCCCCCCCCCCCCCCCAAAUUCACCCUGUGCCUUGGAAGCUAAACUGGGUGACUUUGAGACUAUAUUUUUUCCCCCAGCUUUAAGUACCUUGCAGGGCAGUUGUUAGGGGAUGGGAAAAGCAAUAAAAUGCAUUCCUGAACAAAAGGUGGGAUAUAAACCUCUAAAACUACAUCGCUGUCUAAAAUACUUGACUUACUGUGUUAAUUUUUUUUUUCUAGAAAUGUGGGAGGUGCAAAUAGUUGCUAUCUUGCAGAAGAAAAUAGCUGAGUUGCCAAAUAUGUUGGAAAAAAUAUAUUAGACUUAUCUUUUAAAUAAUGGCUGUAGUUAAAGGGAAAAGAGCACUGCAUAUAAUAAUAUCUUAUGUAAUUAUAAAGCCAUCAGUCCUUGUCAAUUGCACUGAUCACCAUUCAAAUAGAGUAAUUCUAGAGGUUUAUCUGCUAAGUUCCUGAUACAAAUACAUCUGUCAUCUUGUUUAAAUCCUUACCAUAUGUUUUCCUAUACACUUUAAUCCUUGAUAGUAAUUAAUCAGCUACUGUGGAAGACACCUGUUCUUUUUCAUUUCCUUUUAACUAUGGUUGGUUGUUAAAAGUCCUGCUUUAGUAAGUUCAAAAAUACCCAAAAAUUAAUAAAUAAAUAAAUCUUGUAUAACCUAA